Molecule: messenger RNA, 978 nt
Organism: Gossypium raimondii (Peruvian cotton)
Lineage: Eukaryota; Viridiplantae; Streptophyta; Magnoliopsida; Malvales; Malvaceae
Product: serine/threonine-protein phosphatase 7 long form homolog
Exons: 5
Coding region: 1-978 (325 amino acids)
Biological process (GO): meristem development; meristem maintenance
Source: RefSeq, a predicted model, not a curated record
AUGAAAUUAGAUGAAGAAAAGAAGAGCGAAAGGAGGGAGAAGAAGAAAGCGACCGUCCGGUUUUGUUUUUCAAUGAUUGACGGGAGAGGGGAGGGUCCGUACCGCACAUUGAGGGGCCGUGUUAAUAGUGUAGGGUUUCAGCCAGAUGAACGCCUAAUACCAUACUUAGAGUUAGUCGGGUUCGGAUCAGCGGCAUUGAUUCGGACUUUUGAUCUGCGAUACGACUUGAUUUUCGCUUUAGUCGAGCGAUGGCGUCCGGAGACCCACACAUUUCAUUUGACGUGCGGAGAGUGUACCGUCACUCUAGAGGAUGUUGUAAUACAGCUCGGGCUUCCCAUAGACGGGAAUACGGUCACGGGCGCUGUUCGAGCUUACAUUAUGCACCUUAUAAGGGGUGUACUCAUGCCGGAUGCAAACGGCAGUAAGGUCCACUUGAUGUACUUACCCUUAUUAUCCAAUUUGCAUAACACUCGUUCAUACAGUUGGGGGUCCGCAGUUUUAGCGAUGCUGUAUCGUGAACUUUGUCGGACAAUAGAUCCUUCUGCGGUUGACAUAGGCAGAUGCCUCAUACUGCUGCAGUCGUGGGCACUUUACCGGAUGCCAUUCUUGGCAUCUAUUAGUCAUCAAUCAUAUGUAUUUCCACUCGUUAAUAGGUGGAGUACUAAUCCGGGUAUCGGGAGGUCAUCGACGGUUCCGAUAUAUCGUCUAAUGAUUGAGAAUCAUGCUAGAGAGGGGUUCAUUUGGAUGCCGUAUUAUGCUUCGGAAAUUAUGGCAGUUAUGCCAUCAUCUGCCCACGUCCACUCAAACCUAUGGUGCAUUAGCGCACCCAUUAUCAAUUUUAACGUAGUGGAGUGGUAUCAUGGCAAUCGAGUACUCCGGCAGUUCGGUUGCAUACAGUAUAUCCCGACACUGCCAGUACAAUUGGGAGAGAUCCAUGGGAUGAGCAAGAGGGGGAGGUAUGGAGAUAAUUGGGGAUAA